UGUAGCAAGGAUCUACACAAGACCUUUGGUCGCGCUCGUGAUUAUGCUAUAGUUGUGUUGCUAAGACAUCUCGUUUUUGUUGUACUCAGAAUCCUCAUGUUUGUGCGUUUUUGGAUUGAAAGACCUCUACACAGCUGUACCGGAUAAACUGCAGAAUCGACGAUGACAUCUAAAAUAAAAGUUGGGAAGGUCGGCUCCAAAAAUAAGGAGGAUGCCCCUUAUGAGUUGGAGAACCAGUUUGUCCUGAGGCUUCCUUCGGAGUACGCCUCAACAGUAAGAAGGAUUGCACAGUCUAGCAGUAUGAAUAUGAAGGACAGACUCACCAUUGAGUUGCACCCUGAUGGUCGGCAUGGCAUAGUUAGAGUAGACCGUGUUCCUUUGGCCUGCAAACUGGUGGAUUUGCCUUGUAUGAUUGAGUCACUAAAAACAGUGGACAAGAAGACGUUUUACAAGACUGCUGAUGUGUGCCAGAUGCUAGUAUGUACACUAGAUGGAGACCUUUAUCCCCCUUUGGAGGAGCCAACUGGCACUGACCCUAAGGCCAAAAAGAAGGACAAAGACAAGGACAAGAAAUUCAUUUGGAAUCAUGGCAUCACCUGCCCUCUGAAGAACACACGCAAGAGAAGAUUUCGGAAGACUGCGAAAAAAAAGUACAUUGAAUCUCCUGAUGUGGAAAAGGAAGUGAAGAGAUUGCUGAGCACAGAUGCUGAGGCUGUCAGUGUCCGAUGGGAGGUUAUUGCAGAGGAUGAGUCCAAGGAAGCAGAUCAGCACAGCUCUCUGGCCAACCUGGAUUCCUCACCUGGGACCUCAGGACACAAGGGUCAUGGGUCCUCUGUCCAGCAUGAUGAAUUGAGGGAGAUCUUCAAUGACAUCAGCAGCUCGAGUGAGGACGAGGAGGACGAAGGGGACCGGCAUGAGGACGAGGACUUGAAUAUCAUGGACACAGAGGAUGAUCUGGUCCAACAGCUCCAAGACAAACUUAACGAGUCUGAUUCUGCACAGAAUGAAAGUGAUAGAAACAACCAGAUAGUUAUGGAGUACCAGGUGCAGAUCAACAACAUUAAGUCCAAGCUUCAGGAAAUUCGUGCCCGUAAGAAACAGCAGGAGGAGCUCAUCAUGAAAGUGGAAAACCAGGCGCUCAAAAACCGUUUUCAAGCUUCGUUGAAUGAGAUUAUUCAGCAGGAGGAGAGGGAGAUGGAGAAGCUGGCCUCCCUGCAGGAGCAGCUGGACUCACUGAUAGAGAAGUGACCACCAGGGGGCAGUCUCAUGUCAUCUUCUGCCAUACAGGGAAGAUGAAGAGGAGAAAAGCCGCCUUCCAGGGAAAAAGGGAGUCUUUAUUAGAACUUGCUGUGUCAUUCCUUUAAAUUUGUCAUUGGCAUAUAUUAUACAUACAGCACACAGGUUUAUUUACUCAAAGUUCAUGUUUUUAAGUUGACAAAAUGUGGUGUUAGUUGCUGUAUGAUUAAACUUUCAUUUCAGUGGGUAAUGUUCUCUGGGUGCUAAUUGUCUCAAAGUUAAGUUGUCUCUCAGCCAACUUGGCUUUGAGACUAGCCUUUACAGGUCUUUUUUUUAUUAUUAUUUUUUAAAUCAUCUGUAUGAAAAAGAAGUUUCUGAAUUACAUUUUACAGAAUUUGUUUAUAUAUCCCUACAUUAUUGGUAUUAAUGACCAGCAUGGGCAUGGUGAUCAUUAAUAUUCUGUAGAUGUAAGAAUCUUUUUUUUUUUUUCCUCAUCAGUUUUUUGGUUCAAAUCCAGCUGUCUGUGGCAGCUGAUUUUUGUUUGCAUUUUUCUUACCAUGUUAUUUAGUACACUUUCCACUGAUCUCCUUAGGUCUGAAUCGUGUCAAAAUAGUUUUAAAUGUCAUCAGAAAUGGUUUUCUUUUUUAAAUUGUUUGCAUUUUCAGGUGCUGACAGGUAUAUAUUAUGUAAAGAAAAAGAAAUGGCCAAGUCUUUCAAUGUUUCAUUCUUCAUGAAAAGUAUUUAAAUUAAAAACAUCAGGAAGCUGUGAAAAGA
This is a messenger RNA of Archocentrus centrarchus (flier cichlid), 2010 nucleotides long. It is a transcript of the gene taf7, whose product is annotated as TAF7 RNA polymerase II, TATA box binding protein (TBP)-associated factor. The transcript has 12 exons. The coding region runs from base 163 to 1248 and encodes 361 amino acids. The record is from RefSeq and is a predicted model, not a curated record. NCBI's taxonomy places the organism in Eukaryota, Metazoa, Chordata, Actinopteri, Cichliformes, Cichlidae. Gene Ontology annotation, biological process: RNA polymerase II preinitiation complex assembly; transcription initiation at RNA polymerase II promoter. Gene Ontology annotation, molecular function: RNA polymerase II general transcription initiation factor activity. Gene Ontology annotation, cellular component: transcription factor TFIID complex.